AACAUAAAAAUCCUGCAUUACGGUGUAAUGCAGACUGCAGGCCUAAGCAUUAAUACAGAUGGUGUGAACUUGUGGGGAACCAAGGCUAUUUUAGCUGCUGGGUUCAAACCACGACUUGAUUCUUUUAGUGAUGAGGGCUAUCGGUAUUAAAGACUGACACAUUUGUAAACUUCUUUCUGAAGACGUGUCUUUAGUUCAGCAGGGCCACAGAAAGAGAUGGAAGAAAAACCCAUUUAUUUGAUUUCUGUCAUGAACGUGUUUGUUCUAGCAUUCCUCUCUCUGCCAGGGCUUCAAGGUCAGGGGGGCUGGAGCGUGACUUACUCUCCCUCACAGAUCUGUGCCAUAAAGGGCUCAACAGUGGAAUUAAAAUGCACAUAUCCACCCAAAAUAAAUGAUACAGUUAUAGUGGUUCAAAACAUACAAUGGUUUACCAAAGGGACAAAUGCUGCUCCUGUAGAUCUGAGAAAGGACCAAAACUAUGCAGGUCGGGUUGAGUACAGAAAUGGCUGCACUGUGAGAAUCAGGGAUAUUAGAGAAACGGACUCAGCUUUCUACAAGAUAAGUCUUAAAACAAAUUACCAUCAGGGAUCAUAUACUGCCGUUCCAGGGGUUAGCUUGUCUGUCUCUGGUCUCAAGCUGCAUGUGAUCAAAUCAGAGCGCAGACAGAAUUAUAUUUGGACGCAGAUGAAAUGCAACAGCAGUUGUCUACCUGAUCAACAUCCCUACAUCUGGAUUAAGAACGGGAAUGAAACUUUGGCGGGGACCUCCUCAUUUUUUCAAUACACAUUCUGUGAUACGGAGCGCAUUUCAUGUGCUGCAAAAGGAUAUGAGAAGUUCCCCUCUCCAUCAGUGUAUGGACCAAGGCCCCCGACUGUUUCACAUCAUCCACUAGGGGAGGUGGUGGAGGGAAGCUCUGUGACUUUGGUUUGCAACAGUGAUGCUAAUCCACCUGCUACCUACAAAUGGUACAAGGAGGAUGAACCAGAUCCACGCAGCAAAGAGUCAAAGCUUGUUUUCAAAUCAGUUCAGUCCUCUGACUCUGGAAAAUAUUCCUGCAAAGCUGAAAAUGUGCUAAACAUGACAUCAGAGGAUAUCAUAUUGGAUGUAGAAUAUGCUCCAAGGCUUCCUGUGGUGUCUUUGGUUCCCUCUGGUGACAUUGUGGAGGGCAUGUCAUUGACACUGACCUGCAGCAGUGAUGCCAACCCUGUAGCUAAUUACAGCUGGUUUAAAGAAAAUGAAAAAUGGCCACAGUAUUCAAGACAAAACUUCACCAUUGCAGAUAUAGGACAACAACACAGUGGGCUUUAUCACUGUGAAGCCCACAACAGGAGAGGAAGUCUCAAAUCUUCUAUACAUUUUACUGUUGCUGAAAGGAUGCAUUUCAAGAUAAUGAAUAUCGCAAAACUGGCUGUGGCUACACUGUUGUUGCUGAUUCUUCUGUUUGGUAUUUUUCUUUUCAAGAGGAAGCUGAAAGGAAGUAACCUAAAAGCUAAGUUAAAGAAACAUCAACACAAUAUCAAGCAGGAAGACUUCCUGUGUUACUGGAUAAGCCUAGACCUUCUACCCCUAGAAGGAUUUACUGAGUCUUACUGGGCAAGGGGAAAACCUUCACAUGAUCCAUUCAAGUCCACUCAUGGAAAACCAAGUGACAGUCCGCUCCUUUACUCCUCUGGGUCCAAUGUGUCUGAGGUCCAUUUUUGUCUAAUAGUGCCUAAGACGAGGCUAAAAACCAGAGGGGACAGAGCGUUUUCUGUAGUUGGCCCAUAUGAACGACCUCCACAGUUGAGAAGGCAGAGAAAGCACCAGAGCAAGGAGAAGUGGCGGCUAGCCGGGACUCUGGAGGCUAACAUUAGGAGAUUGAAGGACGGUGGUAGAUCAGAGAAGCCUGUCAGUUUCUGGUUCAAUUUAAGUCUUAGCUGCCUCAUGGUCUACAUUUCUGGGUGUCUCUGUGGUCUGAUGUACUACUGUUUGUCCAUGGAGGCCAGCCCUGAGGCCGGAGACGAAGGAUGA
This is a messenger RNA of Cyprinodon tularosa, 2010 nucleotides long. RefSeq names its product hemicentin-1-like. The record is from RefSeq and is a predicted model, not a curated record. NCBI's taxonomy places the organism in Eukaryota, Metazoa, Chordata, Actinopteri, Cyprinodontiformes, Cyprinodontidae. Bases 217 to 2010 code for a protein of 597 amino acids. The transcript has 11 exons.